AUGAGUAUAGAAAACAAUUAUAUUUUAAGACAAGUUUCAGAGUCUGAUCGAAAAGCUUGUUUUAUUUGCUACAAAUUGACUAAAUGGGUAUUAAUUACAAAAUCCAAGUCCGAUUUUUUUUACACUUGUUUUAAUCACCUAGAGGAUCGUGGAUUUGCAACCUCAACUUAUGAUCCUCAUGAGAAACCAGCAUCAUCGCCUAAAACCGAUGAAAGUUUUACGUCUUCUAAAAAGGACCAUGAUUCCAAAGAAAAAUCAAGCAAUGAUGAUUUAGGGAAAGAUCAUCUAGACAAGUCAGAAGAAAAUCAUGAAUCAUCCAAAACCAAAACCAAUUCCAAUUCCAAUUCUAAUAUUCCAACAAAAGAGCGGGACGUAGAUUUAAAAGAAGCAAGGUCUUCGCCGUCCACGUCUUCUUCGAUCUCAUCGGGCACAACAAUGUCUGGCAGACAAUACGUACUUCAUCGAAACAUAUUUGAAAUCAGGCUUCAGUUUCAUAAAAAUCUAGCUGCGCAGAGGAAGACCAAACUUUUACUAAAUUCUGGGAAAGGCCUACCUUCACCACCUUCCAAACCUCUUCCUUGA
Molecule: messenger RNA, 582 nt
Organism: Schizosaccharomyces osmophilus
Lineage: Eukaryota; Fungi; Ascomycota; Schizosaccharomycetes; Schizosaccharomycetales; Schizosaccharomycetaceae
Product: endocytic trafficking protein
Exons: 3
Coding region: 1-582 (193 amino acids)
Biological process (GO): vacuolar transport
Cellular component (GO): endosome
Source: RefSeq, a predicted model, not a curated record